AUGCCCCCUGGGGGAAGACCACCAAGGGGACGACCGGGGCGGAACAACGACAGAUUAUGGGAAUUACAACAACAACGCUCGUGGGACUACGAUGUUCGUGUGGAGGAGCUGGACACUGACGACGAUAAUUCGCCGCCAGGGGUCGAGCUGGAUCAGGGUUACGGUCAAUCAAGAUUUCGUUCAGAUGAACUUCAUUUUACUGGCAUAGAUUUGGGCGGGGGAGUUAUCCGCCGACGGCGUUCGGGUGAUUCAUUCGACAAUAAUUUGACUCCUUCGGAUGACGAGGACGAUUAUGAUGCUUACUCAGGGCUUAUUCGAAGACCAGACAUGCAGAUGGCUUACAGGGAGAAAGAAGAUAUGCUUGUGCAGAGAGCUCUGGAGCGGAUCGCGCGCGCCCGGGCUUUGGGUAAGCCCAACGUCAAGUUGAGUCGAGCUGAGAUUGAUGCUUUAAAACGCUUAGAGCUCGAGCGGAGCCAGACUCCUCCACAGUCGCCUGCUGCAGCAUCACAAGUCGCUCCAAGGAGCAAAAAAGAAGCACCGGUCGUCAAGCGCAAGCCUGUUGAGGUCCGCAAGGCGUCGGGCAGGAGCAAUGGCAAGUCUUCCGGCGGUUCUCCCACGAAAGGGAAGGCGGCAGACGGUCGCAAUCGCGGUAGAAGUUCUGCGUCCAACACUCCUGCGCGUGAGAACGCUGACAUCUCUGUGGCUGCCUACGAGCUUCCCCCGCCAGAUCUAGACUACGAUCGGAGGUUGCCUUACCCGCAGGGAUACUAUGUGGCUGGUCCUCGUCAAGCCGAACCACUACGGCAAGGCUCCCGCACGAACUCCAACCAGUCGCUGCGACAGCAACAAAUGCAGCCGAUGCUCUCUUAUCAACAUCAUUAUCAACAUCCUUAUUAUUCGCAUCGCUAUUCCUCCAACCCAGACCCUCUCUACAGCAACAGGCCCAGCUCGAAUUCCUCUCGCUCUUCACGGCCUGAUCCGUCCGAGCCCGACUGGGAGCCUCGCGCUCGCUCGACCUCCAGCCUGGUCAAUGUUCCCUUGGAUCAAUUGCCUUACCAGACAAGCAUAGGGAGAGCACCGCGCUUUGACCCUUCCGAUCCACGCUUUGCCUCGCCGCAGCGUCGAGUUGUGUCUGGCCCGCCUGGUAUUUCACAGAAUCAAGCUGGUCAAUAUCGUCGUCUACAAGACGAACUCUUCCUUUCUGACGAACGACCAGAGGUCUACAACUACCUGGCCCCGUCUGACACGGAGAACCAAAUCGAUGACGAUGAUGAGGGUAGCGACUACGUCCCGGAGGGUGAAGUUGUCGAUGUUAGAGAAAGACCCAGAGGUGAAUAUGCUAUCCAAACAAGAAGUGCAGCCGCAGGGACAUCAUCGCAAAGGGCUCGGAGUAAUGGAAAAACCAUGGCUGGGAAAAGCAAAAAAGGGAGAUAG
This is a messenger RNA of Cladophialophora bantiana CBS 173.52, 1434 nucleotides long. RefSeq lists its product as uncharacterized. Lineage: Eukaryota; Fungi; Ascomycota; Eurotiomycetes; Chaetothyriales; Herpotrichiellaceae. The coding region runs from base 1 to 1434 and encodes 477 amino acids. The record is from RefSeq and is a predicted model, not a curated record. The transcript has a single exon.